Entamoeba invadens IP1 is the source of this 873-nucleotide messenger RNA. RefSeq lists its product as hypothetical. The coding region runs from base 1 to 873 and encodes 290 amino acids. Lineage: Eukaryota; Evosea; Mastigamoebida; Endamoebidae. The transcript has a single exon. The record is from RefSeq and is a predicted model, not a curated record.
AUGAAAGGAUUCUUCCUUUUUUGUAUGUUUGUUGUGCUCAAUGCUAACUUUGCAACAACACCGGAGGGUGCUCAAGCUGCGCCAGCAGCCGCACAGGGACCAGUUCAUUUAGCGUCCGAUAGUAAAUUAAGCCGUGUCGAUGAAUCAGUGAUGAAGAAAAGAGAUUACUCCCUUCACAAAGUAUCGAAAUACCACGCAAAGAUCAACAACAGAAUUAUGAAGACGAUCGCAACAAUCCAAAAGGCACAAGCGACUAUUAAAACUAAAGCAGCUGAUUUGGCGAAUAGACUUGCCGCGUAUGGGACUCGUAAGAUGAAGAGUGAACUUGAGUUGUAUGAACUUGUCGACGAUGACAUGAAGAAAGAAUUAAAACCGAUAGUCGAUAAGGUCCUCCCACAGAUUAAAGCGAAAGAAAACGAGAUCAGAGAAGGUGCUUCGAAAUUGAUGGACACUUUCAGCGCACAACUCCAAAAGACUCUUGUCGGAUUACAAAAAGCUAAAGAAGUUGGUGACAAGAACGACAAAGCUGCUCGUAUGGGUAUUCAUGCCGUUGGAGACAAUAUCGUGAAAGGCAUUGAUGCUUCAAAAGGAAGUGGGGCUUUGGCCUCAAAGGACGCUCGUAAGAUCAAGAAGACUGCCAAAGACGCCCAGUACAAAAUAGCGCACCAAUUCCAUAAGGCACAGAGAGAAGAAAAACAAAUUCUGAGAUCAGCUCGAACUCUUUUGAAAACUAUGAGACAUAAAGGAAAGGGUUUCAUGCGAAAAUUGAGAAAGACUGCAAAGGAGGAGUAUCGACAAAUCUUUAGAAAGGCUAAAAAGGCGAUGUUGAAGAUCAUCACAAAGAAGUCGAAUUCCUUUGGAGUUGACUAUUAA